Messenger RNA from Anopheles stephensi (Asian malaria mosquito), 951 nucleotides. RefSeq names its product trypsin-1-like. Gene Ontology annotation, biological process: proteolysis. The transcript has a single exon. The record is from RefSeq and is a predicted model, not a curated record. NCBI's taxonomy places the organism in Eukaryota, Metazoa, Arthropoda, Insecta, Diptera, Culicidae. Gene Ontology annotation, molecular function: serine-type endopeptidase activity. The coding region runs from base 32 to 856 and encodes 274 amino acids.
UUCUCCACUAAUCAUACGAGAAUCGGACACGAUGUCGAACAAGAUUGCAAUCCUCCUGGCUAUUCUGGUUGCGGUAGUUGCCUGCGUUGAGGUGCAAGCCUCGCAGCGACCUCGCUACGCCCGACCACUGCCCCACUUCCUGCCCAGACCGCAGUAUAGCGUUGGACAUCGCAUCGUAGGUGGAUUCGAGAUCGACGUGUCGGAGACUCCGUAUCAAGUGUCGCUGCAAUACUUCAGAAGCCAUCGCUGCGGAGGAUCCGUGCUGAACAACAAGUGGGUCCUGACAGCUGCUCACUGCACGGAUGGUCUCGACGCUAGCAGCCUCUCUGUACGCCUGGGAUCUUCCAAACACGCUUCCGGUGGUACCGUUGUCCGCGUGGCACGUAUUGUGGAACACCCGAAGUACGACGGCAACACCAUCGACCACGAUUACUGUCUGCUGGAGCUGGAAAGCGAGCUUACCUUCAGCAAUGCAGUUCAGCCGAUUGCUCUUCCCGAGCAGGACGAACCGGUGGAGGAUGGAACCAUGGCGACCGUCUCUGGAUGGGGUAACACGCAAAGCGCCAGCGAAUCGAACGCUAUUCUGCGGGCAGCCAACGUGCCGACCGUGAAUCAGCAGGAGUGUGAAAAGGCCUACGGUACGACCCCAGGAAUCACCGACCAAAUGCUGUGCGCUGGAUACCAGCAGGGCGGUAAGGACGCUUGCCAGGGAGAUUCGGGAGGUCCGCUGGUCGCUGACGGAAAACUGAUUGGCGUUGUUUCGUGGGGUUUCGGAUGCGCUCAGGCUGGAUACCCGGGAGUGUACUCGCGUGUGGCCAGCGUUCGUGACUGGGUGCGUGAGAACAGUGGAGUGUAAAAUGCGCUCAAUCGCUAGUCGGUAGUCGACACUAAUUUAUGAUGAACGAACAAAAUUGAAGAAGUAAAUAAAUUGAAUUGAUGAAUUGCAUAUAA